AUGUGCAGACUAUGGACCGACACAUGUCAAGAUCUGCCAGCGCGAAGGAGGCAGACAAGCGAUUCCUGCCCCGAAAUCCUGCUACGGUGUGAUCAGCUAUGGGACUUCUUAGAGGCUGUUUCACCACAGUACACGCUACCAUCAGCACUGCUUCUAAUUCCUUCCAAGCCUCCAGCGCGCGACAGCAAUGGUCCAGUCCUUACAAACUUCGAAGCGGAAUUUGAAGAAGAUAGGGAUCGUUGGGAUAAGUACUGGACCAUGGAUUCUGCCGGCGUCUGUGAAUUUACGGGUACCAAGGACGCAGAACAUGAGGCUACCAGUACAAAGGUCGUACAGUUUUUCAACGACACUAUACCAAGGCGCGAUGAUGGCUACUAUUCGAAGUCAGACCUACUCCAAACGUACGACAAAGCCAUAAAAGAUCAGUUUGAAAAGGAGAUAAUUCAAGAAACACCUGGUGAUCGAGCAGCUGUCGGAAAACAUUCGCAUUAUAUGCCUCACCAACCCAUGAUUACGCCGCACAAGGAUUGCCCAUCACUGAAUGAUGUGCUUUACCAAGGACCACUCAUUCUUUCUGAACUGUAUGCAAUGUUGCUCCGCUUCAGAAUGGCACCGUUUGCAGCCGUAUCAGACGUGGAAAAAGCAUUCCUGUGAGU
This is a messenger RNA of Strongylus vulgaris, 656 nucleotides long. The record is from the annotation of a GenBank genome assembly. Lineage: Eukaryota; Metazoa; Nematoda; Chromadorea; Rhabditida; Strongylidae.